Cygnus atratus (black swan) is the source of this 432-nucleotide messenger RNA. RefSeq names its product group IIE secretory phospholipase A2-like. The record is from RefSeq and is a predicted model, not a curated record. Gene Ontology annotation, biological process: arachidonate secretion; lipid catabolic process; phospholipid metabolic process. Gene Ontology annotation, molecular function: phospholipid binding; calcium ion binding. Lineage: Eukaryota; Metazoa; Chordata; Aves; Anseriformes; Anatidae. The coding region runs from base 1 to 432 and encodes 143 amino acids. The transcript is spliced from 4 exons.
AUGAAGCUCUUGGUGCUCCUCGUCUGCCUCGCAGGGCUGGCCCCCGUGGACGGCGGCGUGGUUCAGUUUGCUAGGAUGAUUAAGCUGAAGACGGGUAAGAACCCGCUGGCUUACAACGGCUACGGCUGCUACUGCGGCUUGGGGGGAACCAAACAACCUCUGGAUGCGACAGACUGGUGCUGCCAUGCCCACGACUGCUGCUACAGCAGGUUGAAGUCGUCAUCCCCUGGCUGUCAUCCCACCCUGGUCCAUUACACGUUCUAUCUCCAGGGAGGCCGGAUAGUCUGCGAACCUGGAAAUUUCUGCCAAAAAACAGCCUGCGAGUGCGACAAGGCAGCAGCAGAGUGCUUCAAGAGGAACCUCGGGACCUACAACAAAAGCUACGACAAUUACCCGAACUUACGGUGCAAGGGCUCACGUCCCCGCUGCUAG